AUGAAGCCGCCACCGAACAAUUCAAAACGCGCGCCUCUGAGUCCUCUGGACAACUUCAAAGCAAUCCUGUUUCACAAUGCAAGUGUGUUUUCAAAAUCCGGAAACACGUCGCCUCUAUCGGCGGAUAGUGGAAUCAUAAACGGAUUUGCAUCUGGUGGAACUUCCGACAGCAAUAGUUGCAGUUUUAGCGAACUUUCUUCUCCUGAUAAUAAUGGACAAGGUACUUGCAUGUCGCCAAAUGGUAAUGGGAGGAAAUUUGACACAAAAUCAGGCGGAGGAGGUGGAAAUAUCAAACCAGAUGGUAAUGGAGUUAAAAGGGUCCAUGGUUCACCCUUCAGCGAACUUUCUUCUCCGGAUGUCAACAAAGGUUUCGAUAACUCUGGGCCAGGUACUUGCAUUUCACCAAAUGGCAAUGGUAGGAAAUUUGAUACAAAAUCAGGCGGAGAUGUUACACCAGAUGGUAAUGGGCCUAAAAGGGUUCAUGCCAAUGGCCCUAAACGCCAAGGUUCACCCUUGGAAAAAAAUGUACCAAAGUGUAUAUCCACCGAAACCAACGUCAACUCUUGUUUCGAACACGUUUCCAAAAGAUCUUCAGCUAUUUUGGACUUGGGUAAAACCACACCUAAUGCUGAUAGGAAUAAUUUAGUCGACGACAAUGUGCACGUUACCACUACCGCCUUUAUGGCAACUCCUAAUAAUAACUCCUACACCAACAGAAGUAGUUUCAUCCUGGAACAAUCUGGUGGCAGCGUGACACCAAACAACAAAUUUUAUCCGGAUACCACCAACAGAAGUAGUUUCAUCCUUGAACAAACUGGUGGCAGCGUGACACCAAACAACAAAUUUCAUCCAACAAAUAGCUUUAUCUCAUCACAAAAUGCUGAAACAAACGGGUUUUACCCAGACACCUCCAAAUUUUACCCGAUAUCAGUGGACAAUCGUUUUCAACCAAUUACAAGGAGAAUUGAUUCUCCUUUAGGGUAUAAACAAAAGUGCAAAAGUGGUAGUGCUACUCCUGUGGAUUCUGGAAUAAACAGGGAUUCCAGUAGGAGAUUUUCUGGAAGCAGUUUUAAUGGUUUCAGUUCGCCUAAUGGAAAUACGAGGCGGUAUGGAGAGUUGGCACAUUGGAGAUGCACGAAAAGACAUGACCGCCUGGAAGGGCGCGGAGGUUCCGGCAACAACGCCGGAGGUGACGACCUCCAGGCCCUUUUACCUUCUUGCAACAGGAAUGGAAGAAGUAACAGGUCUCAGGCUUUGGGAAACAUAAAUCACAAUUUGGCAAGUAGUCGAUGUUCCUUGUCCAGUGAUCAGCAGUCAGUAACUCCGACUUCAGAUUUGGACGCAGGAGUUUUUGCAGCAGGAGAAACUAGUGACAGUGAUUCGCCUGUGCCUCCUGAAAGACCAAGGGCUCAAGGACAAAGGCCGCCUCUCGAUUUACCACCAAAGCCAGUAGAAAACGACAUAGAAACAAAAGAUUUACUAAAAACCAACUCGGCUGAUCAAAGAAGACCGUCUUUGGACGACAUAAAAAAAAUCCAGGAUGUCGAUGGUGACCAAGAGGACGAAGGAUCUUAUGGGGCACCCUGUGGAUUAGGAUUACUUGAAAGAUUACUGAGGUCGCACCCUGUUUGGUUUUUGCCUGGUAUCCAAAGAGCUGGUGCUGUGCAUUUGUUGCAGGGGAAAGAUGAAGGGAAUUUUGUGGUUCGUGGCUCUAGUCAACCUAUGACGAUGGCUGUCAGUGUGCGGCUUCCAGCAGGCAGAGGUCCUUAUAUUGAACAUUAUUUAGUAAGGGCUAGUGAAGGUCGUGUUGGUUUGGAAACAUCUGCUAAUAGAUUCGAUUCUAUUCCGGAGUUGGUUGCUCAUUAUGCACAGUGCUGUGAUGAGUUACCAGUGCAGUUAACCUUACCUCGAGCCCUUCGCGAAGCCAGAAACCGUCAACAAUUGUCAUCCUUGGCCCUUUUGGGUCAAGAAUUUUGGAGGCAUCCUGCUACGCCUUUAUUACCACCUCCAAGGCCUUCGACUUCUGCUGAUUCACUUGGUGAAAGUUCUUCUGCUUCGGAUGCUGCCAGCGAUUACACCAGCGACAAUGGUAACAAUAAGCACAUAAACCCUCUAGAAACCAGGACACCAUCACCGUUCUCUGAUCCAAUUGAACACCAUCCUGCUCAACGAAAUCAGUUAACAACUUUUAAGGGCCCUAGGGCUCCAAGACCUACGCCACCUUGCACAUUAGAUCUGAAUAAUGUGACGACAGGUGGACAUAGUAAUGGAUUUGAUAGAAUUCCUGGACGUGUACCACCUGUUCCGCCGCCACGAUGGAGCAAACCUACAACUCCUCCAGGAACUAAUGAUAACUCGAGAGUUCCUACCUUGAGCAAACGCAUGUCACCCGAAGGAGAAUGCUUCGCAUCCACCAUCAACUCCAAUACAUCUGGCAGCAUGCGUGUUCACAAAUCCAAAAUCAACGCCUCUCUGAUAACUUCAACGAACAAUGGUAUCAUGUCACCAGGAACCAUCAGCAAUGGUGUCACUUCCCCAAAUAUUCUAUCACCAGGAAUGCUCACGUCUCCUGAUUCUAACAAUGGACAAGUUUCUGGUUCUACAAUGAGUGGUAUAAAUUCUACUAUCACUUCGCCUAUGAGUGGGACGAGUGGCGUUACGUCUCCUAUGAGUGGAGCAACAUCUUAUCAUACGAAGAGCAGCAGUCAUAAUAAUAAUAAUGGGAGCAGUGGCAGGUCGAGGAGGGGUGCUAAGGCUGCUAGGAAAGCUAGCAGACACUACCAGGAAAGUGAUAUUUUGGAGUCACCAAGUAUAUACUGCAGAAGUGGUCCUGGUGAUAAGGCGUCGGACUACGAAGACGUUUGGGGUCCGCAUGACGCUGCCUUAAUCAACGCCCAAAACAACAAGCAUAGGCCUGAUUUGCUCUCCGAUCACACACCCCCAAGUUGUGUAACGUCCCUCAAUGGCAACGUGCUGAGUCCUUUAGAAGCUGGCAGUACCACGACAAGUACAACCACGACAAAAACUCGAUCCGAAUUGGCAACGAACGAAAAUCCUGCAAACGAAGCAGAACUUCCACCUGCAGCAGAAUCACCGGCUGCUGGUAACGGAGGUGGAAAUAGUCCUUUUUAUGCAGAACCUGCUGAUGCCAUAAUAAGACAACAGAUUGUUUUGAGAAGACCUAAAGGGACUGGAAUUGGAUUGAGGCAUAGUGAACCAUCAAGUGGACGCGACUCGAGUUCGUUCUACGCCUUUGGUUCAAGAUUUCCACCUCAUCCAGCUUUACAAAGAAUUGAUUCGAGCGAAGAAUUGUCUUCGUCGAAUUUUGGAGGUCCUGCUCUUGGAGCAGGUUCAGUUUGGAAUGGACAACAGUCGCAGCAGCAACUUCUUCUUGGCUCUGUUGAUGAUCUUCAACGAAAAUCUGUUGCUAGACGAAGGAAAGGUGAUGCUUGGACUGUUGAUAGGAGCUGGGAGUUUGUAGCUCGAGGUGAUCUCGAACAAGAAACUCCUUUCGACAUGCCAAUUACUGGCAAUGAAGCCGAUUGGUCGAGAAUAGGGUUUCCAUCAGAUCUACAUAAUGAAGAUGAUUUGAUAGAUCCUCCAUCUGGGCCUAAAAUAACAAUCCGAGAGAUGAUUGCAAAACGAUUACCCGAUCUCGGUUUACCAGAACCAACAAUCACAAGUUGCAAUAGUUCUGAACAAACCAGUAGAAUGUCUGCCUAUGAUAAUGUGGAAGGACGAAUUACUUCAGGUCCAUUAUCGUCACGAGAAAGUGACGAUGGCACUGUCUUCUCCGAGCCUUGGGAUUGUUCGAGAUGGCAAGGAUUAUUGUUGAAAUAA
Ctenocephalides felis (cat flea) is the source of this 3840-nucleotide messenger RNA. RefSeq names its product protein sprint-like. The record is from RefSeq and is a predicted model, not a curated record. Bases 1 to 3840 code for a protein of 1279 amino acids. The transcript has 16 exons. NCBI's taxonomy places the organism in Eukaryota, Metazoa, Arthropoda, Insecta, Siphonaptera, Pulicidae.